This is a messenger RNA of Ixodes scapularis (black-legged tick), 3220 nucleotides long. RefSeq names its product gastrula zinc finger protein XlCGF49.1. The record is from RefSeq and is a predicted model, not a curated record. Gene Ontology annotation, cellular component: nucleus. The transcript has 6 exons. Gene Ontology annotation, biological process: regulation of transcription by RNA polymerase II; central nervous system development. Bases 2462 to 2998 code for a protein of 178 amino acids. Lineage: Eukaryota; Metazoa; Arthropoda; Arachnida; Ixodida; Ixodidae. Gene Ontology annotation, molecular function: DNA-binding transcription factor activity, RNA polymerase II-specific; RNA polymerase II cis-regulatory region sequence-specific DNA binding.
AGACCGUUCGACGCCAAAACAACAGGGAUACAACGGUAGAUGCGGACAGGACGAGGCGCCUCGUCCUGUUUGCAUUUAUCCUUGUGUCCCUGUUGUAUUGGCGUUUAAGUUUAAGCAUGACGGACGGAGCCGACGGAGGAGCGACAAGCGGCGAUGCCCGAGAUCGUCGAGAUGCGGAGUCCGCGAACCACCAAAGCGUGACAUCCGCCUGAUAACGCAGAGCACCGCUUGAGCAACUGUUCUGACGACGGAGAACGACAUCAAAGUAAUCGGUCCGAGCGGUCGAAGGGGUCGCCCACUGGUGUUUCGUUUCAUCGAGCACGGCUCUGAUUGUUGUAUCCAGAGCUCUGCAUUCAUCCACGGCUCUGCAUCCAUCCACCCGGUCCAGCCAUUGAAGGAUCCAGCCAACGUUAAUUCCAGCCGAUCCAGCUAUCGGCUUCAACUGCUUCAGCAGCUUCAAGAACUGUGGCGCUGUGGCUUCAACAUGAGCCUCAAGAAUACAGUGCUGUUUCGUGCAGGUGAGUAUCACUUUAAAUAGUGACGUCUACAAAUGUCUAAUGUUACUGACCAUAGCAGAGUCCCCACGGUGCAAUACCUGUUCCAUGUUUCAUUUAUCACCUGCAGAUAACAGACGAACAGGAUGAGCAAUGCACAAAAAAGCCGAAAGCAGGAAAACACACCGACUUCGGAGAGUGGCCACAAGCCGAGAAACCUCUUCCUAGCAACACCGAGGUGGAAUGUUACUUAGACAUUGACAACAGUUGUGUGGACAUCAUGUUCCCUCAAGCUAAUGCGUAAAUAACUGUGUACCUAAUUACCUUUAAUAUUUCUUCUUAGUUUCUUAAUUGGGAGGCGAGUAAGGAAAAAGACUUUCAACCUCUUCGCUCUAUUCACGUCCCUUGGAACACCAUGACAGUAUUUGUCAUCCGACUUGCCGUUGCACAGCAGGGGGGCUGAAAGACGGCUCAAACUUCCUAAACUUAUUGCUUGUUUGUACUUAGAAUGGAGAGUGUGCUGAUAGCAUAAUGGGAAGACCGUGUGUUUUAUGUUCUUGCCAUUAUUGGUAUUAUUGGUCGUUGUUUGCCUGUUUUUGUCUCCAACUCAAGGUAAAUCAUAGUCCAAACGUUAACGAGGAGAAUUAUAAAGUUGUGCAAACUAAAUAUAAUUUUAAUUUCAAAAAUAUUCUUUGGUCAAACAUGUCUUUAAAUGUAUUAUUGUGCAUGCUAAAAUCGUUUCCUUUAUUUUUCUUUCAAUCGAGCCAGACUUCUGUCGUUCAUAUCGUUGUUCUAGAAACAACCUGAGUAAAUAAAAUGGCUGUGCAGACUUUUGACACAAAUAUGUUUAGCUUCUUCAGAUGGGAAAUCCUCGUUCAAUAUGAACAGUGUCAUGUAAAGCAAAGGUAGAACUAAUAAAAAAAAACAGUCUGAGCUGGCUUCAGGUGUGGUUCGGCAUGAUUUGGGCCAAGUUCGGGUUGGAUUCAUGUCGAAAAGGGCAGUCGGGCGCGGGCCGGGUUUGCACCAAGGUUUUGUUUGGGCUGGUUUGGUUUAGCCCUAAAAUUUUUGCCUGAUCUGAUCUCUACUGCAAACAGAACAUGUUGAAACAAAAUCAUUCUUAUAAUAUUAGCAGCAUUCUGGGAAAACUUAUCAGAUGUUAAAAAUGAUUCACUGAUAAUUAGAAAUUAGUCAGUAAGGUCCUUGUUAACUUAAAAUUCUAGUAGUACCGUAGAAUACCGCGCAUCCGCCCAUUCCACAUUAAGCACCCAUCCCCAAAUUUGCGAGAUCUGAGAAAAUAUGCACUGUAGAUUUUUAUGUAAAAUCGAUUACCGGACAGGCACCCAUCCCACAUUUUUUUGCGAUUAUCUCUGAAGUUUUAGUGGGCGCUUGCCCAGUAUUUUACGGUAAAUGUUUUUCAUAAAGUUUAGUCUUGUUGCACUUUGCUUUAUGAGGCAUGUAACCUUAAAAAAAGUAUUCAAAUUCAAGAUCCGAGGAUAUCAUGUCACGAAAAAGUUAAUUCUAAGAGCUUUUGAAAACCUGCCUGUAAACAGCCUGGAUGCAGAACUUUGGACUGAUGGAACUAAAUGCACUUUCUGAGAGUAGUAAUUAUAACAUGUGUUUGUGACUUAAAGUUUUGUUGUCAUUUUUGCUCUGGAAGACUAGUUUUUCCCUUUAAAGAUACUGUGGCAGCUAACUACAAUGCCGUAAUUGUUCCCCACAAGGUGACCACUGCACCGGGAAUGAGAGGGGGUUCACUCGAAAUCGCUUGCAGGGCCUGCCAGUAAGCACGUCAGACUGAGUCGUCUCCCUCUGUGGAGGCCUCCGCCAAAGAAGGCAGACAAUUGGGACCAGCGGCCGGCACGGAUUCAACACAAACAAUAUUGGGUUUGGUAAGCUUCAGUGUUGAAGAGAAAAGCUUGAACUGUAAGGACAGCAAGAGCCAAUCCUCCCUCCAAGACGGAUCGACCAUGCAGCAGUGGGAGGCACUGCCACCUCAAGGCUGCCUACACCAGUGCCGCUUCUGUGCAUACUCCACGUACCAGAAGAGUGACAUCACCAAGCACGAAAAGAUGCACACAAAGGAGAAAUGCUACAAUUGCCCCAUCUGUCCUGAAGUAUUCAAACUGAAGAGCCACCUUCAGCAUCACAACAAGAUCCACAGGGGUGAAAAGCCUUUUAGAUGCCAGGUCUGUCCACAGGCAUUUGCAGAGAGAUACAACUUGGUGGACCACGAAAGGAUUCACACGGACGAAAGACCAUUCAAGUGCAGAAUGUGUGACAGUGCUUUUGCACAGAGGUCUACCUGGAAAGAUCAUGAAAGGAUUCACACAGGUGAAAGGCCAUUCAAGUGCAACACAUGUGGCAGUGCUUUUGCACAGAGAUCCACCUUAAGGGGUCAUGAGAGACUGCAUAGGGGAGAGCGACCUUACAGCUGCGAGACCUGUGGGCGAAAGUUCACCCACAGUGGCAACUUGAAUAAGCAUAGAAAGGGUUGCAACUUGUGAGAAUGCUUGUUGCAUGAAACCUGUGGAGGAGACAUAUACCCCUGGAGACAACAUGAGCUUAAACACCUGAUGCGUCUUUUUGUGUAACAAGCAUGUAGUUGGCGGUGCAUACUUGUUUGGUGGGAACAGGUAUCCACAAGCUUUAUUAUAUCUGAAUUUGUCAUAUAGUCCGAAGUAUAAGGGACCUCCACUUACAUUCCAUUCCUAGUUCGAGCCGCAGCU